Messenger RNA from Cyclopterus lumpus (lumpfish), 948 nucleotides. Its product is annotated as transmembrane protein 121. The record is from RefSeq and is a predicted model, not a curated record. The transcript has a single exon. NCBI's taxonomy places the organism in Eukaryota, Metazoa, Chordata, Actinopteri, Perciformes, Cyclopteridae. The coding region runs from base 1 to 948 and encodes 315 amino acids.
AUGGUACCUCCACCCCCCACCAACAAGCCCCACGUGUGCCUCUCCACCAUCCUGAUCAUGAGCAGCAUGGCGCUGAUUGACGCCUACCUCGUGGAGCAGAACCACGGGCCGCGCAAAAUUGGCAUCUGCAUCAUGGUGAUGGUGGGAGACAUCUGCUUCCUGAUCGUCCUGCGUUACGUGGCGGUGUGGGUGGGUGCCGAGGUACGCACGGCCAAGCGAGGCUACGCCAUGAUCCUCUGGUUCCUUUACAUCUUUGUGCUGGAAAUCAAGGUCUACUUUGUGUAUCAAAACUACAAGGCGGACAGGAAGAGCCUAGACGCCCUGGCCAGGAAAGCCUUGACGUUGCUGCUGUCUGUUUGCAUCCCGCUGCUGUUUGUGGUGCUGGUUGCCAUCGACCACAUGGAGUACGUCCGCGCCUUCAAGAAGCGCGAGGAGAUCCGCAAUCGCCUCUUCUGGGUCGUGGUGGACUUGCUGGACAUACUGGACAUCCAGGCCAACCUGUGGGAGCCUCAGAAGAAGGGGCUCCCCUUGUGGGCGGAGGGCCUGAUGUUCUUCUACUGCUACAUCCUGCUGCUCGUGCUGCCCUGCGUGUCCCUGAGUGAGAUCAGCAUGCAGGGCAUCAACAUUGUGCCCCACAAGAUGCUCCUGUACCCCAUGCUCAGCCUGGUGACCAUCAAUGUCAUCACUCUCUUCAUCCGAGGGGGGAACAUGAUUCUGUACCGUGACGCCAGGGUAUCCGGCAUCCUGAUAGGCAAGAACAUCCUGGCCAUCAUCCUAAAGACCUGCAGCUUCGUGCAGUACAGGAGACAGCUACAGAACUCACCUGCCUUCGGGGUGGAGCUGCAAAAAAACUCAGUGGCCCACACUCGCCCCGCCCCCACCCCGCCUGUUGUGGUCAUGCAGGACCAGACGCCCCUCCCAGAGGUGACAACAUGUGAACACACAUGA